GAAAACCGUCCAGGUCACAUACGAGGAGGGCAUGACAGUGGGCAGCGAGAUCGCAGGAUUCAGGUUCGACGUGUCCGAUCCACUGGCGCCCUUCACUGUCACCGGCUUCUCCAAGAAGGGCCCGGCCCAGACCGCCGGCGUGAUGGUUGGCUGGUUCUUGGACGUGGGCGCGCUGCUUCGCGAGGAGCAGUUCAUCAGCCUCGAGGGUGAGGACUUUGGCCCUCUGCCGACGACACUGGCGGAUGUCGCUCAGAACAUGGAGGGCUUCCAAAAGCGGUUGGAGGCCUUGCGCGGCUGCUCUGAGGUGACCCUAACCUUUAUGAAUGGCCUGGACUUCCAGUUGCUCCCUCAGUGCCGGGUGAAAUACGAAGAGGAAGUGGGCAGCGAGAUAUCUGGCCUCACCGAGAAAGGCGGCGUCGUGACCAUCGACGGCUUUUCGAACGCUGGCGGGGAGGGGGGGUAA
Messenger RNA from Symbiodinium sp. CCMP2456, 463 nucleotides. The record is from the annotation of a GenBank genome assembly. NCBI's taxonomy places the organism in Eukaryota, Dinophyceae, Suessiales, Symbiodiniaceae.